GGGUUGGCCACCCUGAUAUGGUGGCUUUAUACCUAAAUCUUAUUUUCACAUAAUUGUAUUUAUUACAAUGCACGGGUAGGAGGAAGAAAGUUGAAAUUAUUCCUUUCUAAUUACUGGAGCAAUAUUCUUGAGAUGACUGCUGCAAUGAAGUGGAAGACUUAUAUAGCAUACCACUCAUUUGAGUUUGCCUAUCUAGUCGUACUUGCUAUCCUGCCGUUUAUUGCAGCUAUACGUAUUGUUGCUACUCUCCUUAUAACUUUCCUCGUGGCGUGUGGAGUGAUUUCUCUGGUCAGGAAGUUAACACGGCGAUGUGUUGAUGUGAAUGGACAGACUGUAAUCAUAUCUGGAUGUGAUACAGGUUUUGGUCAUGCACUGGUAAAGAGAUUAGACUAUCUCGGUUUCACUGUGAUUGCUGGUUGCCUUGAUGACAAAAGUGAAGGUGCUGAGGUUCUACGUAAGUGGAGUGAUUCAGGACGGAUCCAUGUUGUACAGCUUGAUGUUACAUGUGAGGAAUCAGUCGAGAAACUCCGCACUUACGUACAGAAACAUUCCCCAGAAGGUGUGUGGGCUCUAGUGAACAAUGCAGCAGUCAAUUUUGUUGGUGAUGUAGAAUUCUGCACAAUGGAUCAGUUCAGGCAUGUAGCUGAAGUGAACCAGUUUGGAGUGAUCAGACUCACUAAGACAUUCUUGCCAUUAAUUAGAAAAUCAAAAGGAAGAGUUAUUAAUGUAACCAGUGCAAAGGGUCGUAUAUGUCUGCCAAGCAAUGCAGUAUAUGGUGCUACCAAGUAUGCUAUUGAAUCCUUCUCGGAUUGUCUGAGACUGGAGAUGAGAAAGUUUGGUGUCAAUGUAAUCAUUGUGGAACCUGGAGACUUUGGUGGUACCACAGGCAUGCUCAGUGCUAAAACUUUACAGUGGCUCAGGAAUGAGAUGGACACAAUGUGGGACAAUGCUGAGGAAGAUGUAAGGUCCAUAUAUGGCAAGGAUUAUUUUGAGUCUAUUUAUACAGGCACUGUUGAGGCGGCGAAGGAAGCUGCUAAAACGACUGCUGCUGUUAUAGACUGUAUGGAAGAUGCUGUGACAAAUGUGAAACCUAGGAUACGAUAUCUCGUAGACGGAAGCUGUAAAUUGAUUGAUCUCAAUAAUUGGUUGAUAAGAAUUCGUUCCUUCAUCCCAGACAGUUGGUUAGAUUUUCUUCUUGAUUUCAAAUACAACAGAAAUCUUCCACCGGUAGCAGCGAAAUAAUGAUGUGAGAUUCUCCAUACAUACCCAUGACAUUGAUAAAGACAUUCAGAAUUGCCAUGUUCUACUUCCAGUACAAAUAUUUUCAUAGUAAUGAAUUGAUUGUAGAACUGCACAUAAUGUUCUUGCUUGCCUUUGAGUCUAUUUCAUACUUAUAGUUUAAUAAUUUUUAUAAUAAUUGAGCCGUGCCAUGAGAAAACCAACAUAGUGGCUUUGCGACCAGCAUGGAUCCAGACCAGCCUGCACAUCCACGCAGUCUGGUCAGGAUCCAUGCUGUUCGCUUUUAAAGCCUAUUGGUAUUAGAGAUACUGUUAGCGAACAGCAUGGAUCCUGACCAGACUGCGCGGAUGCGCAGGCUGGUCUGGAUCCAUGCUGGUCGCAAACCCACUAUGUUGGUUUUCUCAUGGCACAGCUCAUAUUUUGGUGAAGUAUGAUUUUGCAGUAUUAAUCUUUUGUUAGAAUCAAAAAAAAAAUUUUUUUCACUAUUAGCUGACGACAACUGGUGCUUUUUUAGCUCACCUGUCACAUAGUGACAAGGUGAGCUUUUGUGAUCACGCAGCGUCCGUCGUCCGUCGUCCGUCCGUCCGUCCGUGCGUUCGUGCGUGCGUAAACUUUUGCUUGUGACCACUCUAGAGGUCACAUUUUUCACGGGAUCUUUAUGAAAAUUGGUCAGAAUGUUCACCUUGAUGAUAUCUAGGUCAAGUUUGAAACUGGGUCACGUGCGGUCAAAAACUAGGUCAGUAGGUCUAAAAAUAGAAAAACCUUGUGACCUCUCUAGAGGCCAUAUAUUUCAAAAGAUCUUCAUGAAAAUUGGUCAGAAUGUUUACCUUGAUGAUAUCUAGGUCAAGUUCGAAACUGGGUCACGUGCCUUCAAAAACUAGGUCAGUAGGUCUAAAAAUAGAAAAACCUUGUGACCUCUCUAGAGGCCAUAUAUUUCACAAGAUCUUCAUGAAAAUUGGUCAGAACGUUCAACUUGAUGAUAUCUAGGUCAAGUUCGAAACUGGGUCACGUGCGAUCAAAAAUUAGGUCAGUAGGUCUAAAAAUAGAAAAACCUUGUGACCUCUCUGGAGGCCAUAUAUUACAUGAGAUCUUCAUGAAAAUUGGUCAGAAUGUUCACCUUGAUGAUAUCUAGGUCAAGUUCGAAAGUGGGUCACGUGCCUUCAAAAACUAGGUCAGUAGGUCAAAUAAUAGAAAAACCUUGUGACCUCUCUAAAGGCCAUAUUUUUCAUGGGAUCUGUAUGAAAGUUGGUCUGAUUGUUCAUCUUGAUGAUAUCCAGGUCAAGUUCGAAACAGGGUCAUGUGCGGUCAAAAACUAGGUCAGUAGGUCUAAAAAUAGAAAAACCUUGUGACCUCUCUAGAGGCCAUACUUGUGAAUGGAUCUCCAUAAAAUUUGGUCAGAAUGUUCAUCUUGAUGAUAUCUAGGUCAAGUUCGAAAGUGGGUCACGUGCCAUAAAAAACUAGGUCAGUAGGUCAAAUAAUAAAAAAAACCUUAUGACCUCUCUAGGCCAUACUUUUCUGGGAUCUGUAUGAAAGUUGGUCUGAAUGUUCAUCUUGAUGAUAUCUAGGUCAAGUUUGAAACUGGGUCAGCUGCGUUCAAAAACUAGGUCAGUAGGUUUAAAAUUAGAAAAAUCUUUUGACCUCUCUAGAGGCCAUAUUUUUCAAUGGAUCUUCAUGAAAAUUGAUCUGAAUGUUCACCUUGAUGAUAUCUAGGUCAGUUUCGAAACUGGGUCACGUGCUGUCAAAAACUAGGCCAGUAGGCAUAAAAAUAGAAAAACCUUGUGACCUCUCUAGAGGCCAUAUUUUACAUGAGAUCUUCAUGAAAAUUAGUGAGAAUGUUUACCUUGAUGAUAUCUAGGUCAAGUUCAAAACAGGGUCACGUACCUUCGAAAACUAGGUCAAUAGGUCAAAUAAUAGAAAAACCUUGUGACCUCUCUAGAGACCAUCUUCAUGAAAAUUGGUCAGAAUUUUUUAUCUUGAUAAUAUCUAGGUCAAGUUCAAAACUGGGUCACAUGAGCUCAAAAACUAGGUCACUAUGUCAAAUAAUAGAAAAAACGACGUCAUACUCAAAACCGGGUCAUGUGGGAAGAGGUGAGCGAUUCAGGACCAUCAUGGUCCUCUUGUUUAUCAGUUGUAUUUGAUUUUAGCUUUGAUGUUAUUCUUCCAAUUGAUUCUAGUCACAUGAUUUUUUUCAGUACAGCUUUUGCCAAAAAUGAUGUAAUAUGUUUGUGUGUUCGAUUUUAACCAGUAUAUUUAUUGGAAUUGCAAGUUUUUAAUAAUUUAGUUGUAUUUUUGGUCUAUUUGUUACCAGCCAAGUAUAUUAUCUGUCUCGAGUCAGUGCAAGAGUUCAAAAAACAGUUAACUGUUUUAUGAAUGCCACAUACUUCAGACAAAUUAUCUGUGAUAUAGUGCUAACAACUUUUUGUGUAAACGCGACUAGUAUUGUUAGUUAAAUACAGUUAUACUGACAUUAUUAACAAAAAAAAAUAAGAUGAUGUACAUGUAAAAAUAUGUGAAAGAAAUAACGUCUGUUGCUUCUCCAUUUCAGUAAUCAUUUUUGUUUGUGAUAGGUAUUGAUGAGAUAUUUGUUCUGUUUAAAUACGGGAUGAGAACAAAUACUGAAAUCAAUAUUUGAAUAUUCAGUCUGCCAUAUGCGAAUAUAUUCAAAUAUUCGGCUUGUUUAAUGGAAGCUUUAAAUGCUUAUUGAGUGAUUGGCAUGUACACAGUAUAUUCUGUGUUUAAAAUGUGAAUUAUCAUAAUAAAUAUAGACUAUUGAAUAAAAUGACAAGGGCUGUUUUUUGUCGAGCCCGCUUGCGAUGAGCUAGAUAUAGUCUUCACUUUUGGCAGGUCAGUGUAUGUGCGUGCGUCCGUCGGUGCAUCUGUCCAAUUUUGUCAGUACCAAAACUCUGACAUGCAUGGACCAAUCUUGUUUAUAUUUGGCAUGUAUGUUUAUCUCAGUGAGAAGGAGUGUUGUUGCAAAGUCCUAUGUCAAAGGUCAAGGUCACAGUUGAAGGUCAAAUUGAAGUUUAUCUGGAGCAUUUUUUCUUCAUGCAUGGUGGGAUUUUGAUGUGACUUGGCAUGAAUGUUAACCAUUAUGAGACGGAGUGUCAUGGACAAGAACCAGGUCCCUAGGUAUAAGGUCAAGCUCACAGAGGUGAAAGGUUCUGGCAGGCUCGACAUUCUGCACAUUGGCAUGCAGAAUGUAUUUAUAGUUUCAGUCAAGAAAUGGGAAAUCAAAUAAAUAAACAUUGAUAUUUUUUUUUACAUGCAUAAAUUUAAGUGUAAACUUUUAUUCAGUUGUAGCUUAUACAGCUACAAAAUGGUCACAAUCAUAAACAUAUGGUAACUACAUAUAGAUCUACAUGUAUAUAGUAUCCGUUAAUUUAUCAAAGUAUCAAAUCAAUAGGUGUGGAUGCAAUUCAGUUUCUGAUACAUUAAUCUGCUUAUGCAAUGUUACAUAAAAGUGGCACCAGUUAAAAUGAACAAAAGAUAAAAAGGCAUCACAUUUACACCUGUUGCACACUGUUAUCCAUAUUGAUGGCCCCUGCCAAUUACGCAUUGCAAUUUUCUUGUUAACUGGACAGUUCUUGACAUGUGCUAAAACACAACAGAAUAAACAGUUUUAUUGUUGAGCCUGCUUUAAUGUUUAACUCAAUGUGACUGACUCAAUCUCAAAGGUCAAGGUCACAGGGGUCAAAGGGUGGGCUUGACAUGUUGCCUGUGAGAAUCUAGUUCUGCAUUAUAAGCAUGCUUAGAAGAUCAAAAUCAACGAUACCUAUUUUUUUUUAAAAAAAAACUAUACAUUUAUUUAUGAAUAGUUGAAUUUGAUUUUCAUUUUCAAAUAUUUGUCCUAUUUUCGAAUAUUCGUUCCCAUCCUAAGUUUAAAUGAAAUACUUUGCAUUUUGUUUUAGGACUAGUAUGUGCUUUAUUACUUUCGUGUGUAAAUUUAGUCAGAUUUAUUUUAUAUUUUAUUUACACGUGUAUGAGGGUCAUUCACAAAAUAUCUAGACUGAUAUCACAACUUCAAAUUUAGCCAACCAAGAUGGUCUUUGAUUUGUAUUGUUAUGAAGAAUAAUGUAUCAGCUACAAAUGUGCCAGAUAUACUGGGCUUCACUGAAAAGUUACCUCUUAUAUAUACCUCAUUUUUUAUACAUUAUUAACGUCGCCUUUUUAUGGCCUGUGCGCGGUAUAUCACUCACAGACCCUGUCUGAUUAUGUCAUGUCUCAACGUUUUUCUCUUAGUCUGUCCACUAACUUUCAAGUGAGAUGAAUGAUUUGCGAUAAAAGUUGCAUACAUGUCAACUUUGCUUGGAAAAGUCAUUUUGCACAUGCAGGCUGUGACUCAAAUGGAGUUAAUUAAAUUUGUCAAAUCUUUACACCAGUGUCUACUCAGUUGGGUCAAAAACAUCGUCGAGUUGUGCUUUUAACACAGUUCUGUGCGAUUUUCAAAAUGUAAGGGUCAAUAGAGUGGUAACUUUUCAGUGAUGCUGAGUAUAUGAAGUUGUUAUCAUACAUUAUAUUUGUUAUGUUGUCAGUUGUUAAAGGAAGGGACAUAGAUCUAGGUGCUGCGGGGGCAUUUGUCACCAUUAGUGACAGCUCUUUUUGCAUUAUGCCUUAUCAUUAUAAAAAUUUUGACAGUUGAUGAUGAGCAAUCUUUUGAAAGUUAUCAAAACACUGGAGGGCCUUUAGUGUGUUAUUAAAAUUAUUAAAUAACCUCUAAUUUUGAUGACAUUGUUCUAUCUUGAGAAGUAAACCUGUUUGUGGAUAUGUUACUAAUUAAAACAGUACUUAACUGCACAUUAAAAGGGAACAAAGUUAUAGAGCCAGUCUAGGUAUUUAUUGAACACCCCUCAUAAACACCUCUAGUAUACAUGUAAUUGGUUUGCUUUUGUAUUUAAUAUUGUUUUAUAUUGUUCUGUGAUACUAUUGUCAAUUUUACAAGUACAGUGGAACACUGCUUGCUGUCAAGUAACAAGGCUGUCUCAAGCUGUCUCACGUAAUCUGAAGCUGUCGUCCUUACAUGUGCUAUGUUUAGAUCACACGAAAGCCUGGAUUACAUGCACAUUUUGUUCAUAUCCUUGUGGCUGUCUCAAGCAAUUCAUGAAGUCUGCAGCAGUCUACCUCAUAUUGUCCAAGUUUGAAUUGCUUGUAACCCGGUUAUUUGCACAUUUUGUUCAUCCUCUUAUGACUGUCAGAGUGAUCAGUUUUACUGUACUUGAAGGAACUGCAUCAUCGGAGUUUUAGUAUAUUGGUCAAAAUCAACAGUAUUGUGUCUAGAAUAAGACACUGUAUAUAUGGCAAUGUUUAUAGAACUUCAGUUGCAAAUUGAAUGGAAUUACUGAAAAAUUUAGAGUAUUAUGUUUAGCAUCUUAUUGGAUGGUGCCGUCCCUACAUACUUAUGACUAUGACAUGUGGCAUAUUUUUUAAGCUUACUUGAGCAAUGCUUGGGGCGAGCUGUUGUGAUCACGCUGUGUCCAUCCUUCGUUAACAGUUGUGUUUAAGACAUCCCCUACAAAACCACUGAAUGGAUUUUGAUGAAACUUGGCAUGGAUGUUCCUCUACCAAAGUUGUUCAAAUGGUUCCGCUUGGUUGCAGAGUUAAAAAUAGAAAAAACUUCAAACAGCAUCUCCUAAACCAAUGGUCUGAUUUUGAAGUAAUUUCAUACAAAUUGUCCCAACGUCACCUACCAAGAUUGUUCAAAUUAUAGCCUACCGAUUUGUCAAAAAACAUGGCCACUUUUCCUUUAAUGUUUACAGUGAAAACUUUAAAAAUCUUCUUGUUAGAAACUGCUGGCCAAAUUAUAGAAUAAUUUUACUCAAAUGGUCAUUGUGUGACUCUCUACCAAGGUUGUUCAAAUUAUAACGAUCAAAAAACAUGGUCACUUUUCCUUUUGUUUAUAGUGGAAAUUAAAAAAAUCUUGUGUGAAACUGCUUGCCAGAUUUUAAAAUAAUUUUACACAAAUGGUUCUUGUAUGACCUUCUACAAAUAUUGUUCAAAUUUUUCUAAUUCGUCAACAAAUAUGGCCACCAGAGGGCGUGGUCACUAUUCAUUAACAAUUUCUUUAAACGAUAUCUCCUCCCACACCACAGAAUGGAUUUUGAUGAAACUUUACACAAAUGAUCUCUUGGUAGCCCUCUUUCAAAGUUGUUCAAAUGGUUCCGGUUCAUUGAACAUGAUUUUAUGGGCCUUGAUAUUUGGCAUGUGAUAUCAGAUUUGUAAUUUCUACCGUAAUUAUUCAAAUUAUUGCCCUAGGUUAAAAAUAUGUGAGAAAUGUGUAUAAAAUAAGCUAACAUGGAAGAAACCUAACUCAGUACUAAUACAAACACACUUGAAGUCUUGUACACACGUGAGCGUUUUAGGGUCAAUGACCCUCUUUAAAUUUAAAUCCUGGAUGUAGUUCAGUUAUUGUCUUAUUCUUGGUUGUUGUAUCUGUGAUUAGGUUUAAGGUGAUUUGCAUGGCUUGCCAAACAAAGAAUCAUUAUUAAAAUAUGAGAAAAUCA
Messenger RNA from Mercenaria mercenaria, 7736 nucleotides. RefSeq names its product D-beta-hydroxybutyrate dehydrogenase, mitochondrial-like. The coding region runs from base 133 to 1242 and encodes 369 amino acids. The transcript has 7 exons. NCBI's taxonomy places the organism in Eukaryota, Metazoa, Mollusca, Bivalvia, Venerida, Veneridae. Gene Ontology annotation, molecular function: oxidoreductase activity. The record is from RefSeq and is a predicted model, not a curated record.